Molecule: messenger RNA, 276 nt
Organism: Colletotrichum orchidophilum
Lineage: Eukaryota; Fungi; Ascomycota; Sordariomycetes; Glomerellales; Glomerellaceae
Exons: 1
Coding region: 1-276 (91 amino acids)
Source: RefSeq, a predicted model, not a curated record
AUGCUCCAAAACUCUCCGAGCCUCCAGCGAAUUGGAUUGUGGAUGAAAGACUUUUUUAGAGUAACAAACGUGAACGAUUGUCUUAAGCUCUACGGACAUGGACGGGCCAGCCGGCUAGUCACUGGGUCACGUCACAUGGCUAAAUGGAUGUUCGACUUUUUCUAUCCUCAUUUUUGCAGUCCGCUCUUCCGCAGCCAAAAUUCUCGGACAAUCUGUUCUUUUUUGGUGCUUCAUGAACAGAUUUGUCGGCAGUGGCAUAUAUCCAUUCUCGGAUAG